Messenger RNA from Westerdykella ornata, 3269 nucleotides. RefSeq lists its product as uncharacterized. Gene Ontology annotation, molecular function: transcription cis-regulatory region binding; DNA-binding transcription factor activity, RNA polymerase II-specific; zinc ion binding. Gene Ontology annotation, cellular component: nucleus. Lineage: Eukaryota; Fungi; Ascomycota; Dothideomycetes; Pleosporales; Sporormiaceae. The transcript has a single exon. The coding region runs from base 357 to 2948 and encodes 863 amino acids. The record is from RefSeq and is a predicted model, not a curated record. Gene Ontology annotation, biological process: positive regulation of transcription by RNA polymerase II.
AAUCUCCCGCAUCAUCACCCUCCUUACCCCCAGUACACAUCUCAGGAUGACCAUCUUCGCCUUUUUGAUAUCCUAGCGUGCAUCCUGCCGCGGCAAAUCGAAUGCAACCCCUUGGCACCUCCAUCCUUCACUCCCCACGGCAUGAAUCCUGAUCUUAUCACGCACGGAGACCAAGGGUCCCUAUAUCUAAAUAAUACCCACAUACUAGAGGUCUCCCCUCCUUCAUUGAGCGUUACCCCCCCGUCAUCACUUUGUUUAUCCAUUUCACGCAUACUGUACUCGUUAUUCCUCCGCCUGCAGAUGCUACUCUGUUGACAGCCUUGUCCACUUACACAUACCUAUUGUUUGCCAUCGCCAUGUCGUCACCCUCAACCCAACACACUGAGGCCCAGAAACCAGAGAACAGCACCGCAGCCGCUGCCACCGCCACGAACAAUGCCGCGGCUCCACGGAAACGAAGGAGAAGAGCGCCGGCAACUGGGGCAAGUGAGGACUGUUUUGCAUGUAGGAAACGGCAGAUCAAGUGCGAUCGACGGCGACCAUACUGCGGGCAGUGCAUCGAACUGGGGAAAGAUUGUACCGGCUAUCGCACUACACUGACGUGGGGCGUGGGAGUUGCCAGUCGCGGAAAGCUUCGAGGCAUGUCACUCCCCGUGCCCAAAUCACCGACGCAGACCAGCAGCACUGCGAGGCAAGAAACAAAAUCCCAGAGCUCAACUGCGUCGUCGUCGACGGCGACGCCUACAACUCAGGGUCCAACCAAAUUGGAGACCCGACACAGCGUCGAUUUCGGCGUGACUUCUCCUAUCAGCCCAACAAGCCCUACAUUAUAUUCUGGACCGCAUGAGUACAAUUAUUUCGGUCCCACGAGCCCCAUUCCCAUUCCUUCACCCACCACUGGGGCUCCCAUGGGCUUUGGGGGACCUGGUUAUGGGGACCACGUGGAUGCAUUUCAUCCGCAUACAUCCAAAUUGAAGAGACCCCACCUACAGCCAGGGUUUCAUUUACAGCGAUUGCAUACAUCUCUUCAUGCACCAUAUGACGAGACGGGACUCUCCACUUCCUCAGCAUCUCUCGGUACCCAUAGCGAUAGCGACUUUCCCUCUCCUGGCGAAUACCCUCCUACUCCUCAUGAUGAGUUUCCUUUUGGAGACUCAUCCCUUCCUCAGUUCCAACCCAUCAACUGGCACGACCAGACGCCUAUGAGCUCCAUAGACAACUUCCAGUUUUACGAUAUCCCGCGCACACUUCCAAUGGCCGAUGACCUCAGCUCCAGUAUCAGCUCCGACCAGAGUGUGCAGGACCUGUCCGACGCCAGCUCCACACAACAGAACAUGGGACCACCUACAUUUCCCGAGAUCUUCAUUGAAGGCGAGAUGGCUUCGAGUGCGAAUGGGUUCUCUCAGUCAGGAUUCUCCUAUCUCCCAACGGAGGGUAUGUCUUCCAAUGGUUCAGGCCCCUUGUCUUCAGACGAACUCGCGCUCACUACUGCCAUUCCUCAGAGUCUUAUCCUCGCUUCGCCCCCUUCCCCGCGGAUGCAAUACCUGCUGGACUACUACGACAGAUUUAUAUGCCGGGUACUGGUCGCUUUUGACGAGCCCUCGUCCAACCCUUACCGGAUGCAUGUGAUGCAUCUGGCUAUGAGAGACGAAGGACUGCAAAACGCAAUUGCCGCACUGGCAACAAACAACAUGAGGAUGCGGAACGCCCUACAAGGCAGGCGAGUCAGUACGGCAGAGAAUGAUGGUUAUCUGCCAGAGCACUCCUUCCAGGCCAUCUCGACGCAGGAAUUGCGCGAGAUGCACGGCGAGCCAACCGAUGAGGAGAAACACUACAAAGCCGCCUCCGUGACACUGCUCAACCGCAAGUUGGCGCGCCCAGGCGGCGCUCAGGACGACUCCGUCCUGGCGACCCUUCUGAUUCUCUGUCUUUUCCACGUCUGCGACUCGGGUUUUGCGAAGUUCAAGACGCAACUGGCGGGCGUGCAGAAACUACUAAGUAUGCGCGAUAGAAGCGUGCAAUCUCAAUUCAUUGGUUGGAUCGAGCUGUUCUUUACGUGGUUUGAUGUCAUGACCAGCGCGGUCAACGACCGCGAGACGGAAGUCCAAGGCGAGUCGUUGGACAUGACGAACCUCACUGCCAACCUGGGCGCAUUGGAGCAUCUCUCUGGCUGUGAAGGCCGUCUCUUCAAACUCAUCGCAAGACUCGGUAGACUCAAUCUAAUGAGCCAAAACCGGGCCGUAAGAGAACAGGAUACGACACCCCGCGCAUCACCGAAGCCCAGGCGACCAACAAGAGACUUCUACUCCUUCAACUUCGAUCAUUAUGACGGGAACGGGUGGGGCGGUCUGAUCAACGAGCGUGUGUCCCCAACAACACCGCCGGCCGAUCACCGCCCGACCGCGUUUUGGAUCGAGUGGAAUGACAUUCGCACGCGCCUCCAAGCCUGGCAGAUGGAUCCGCCCGCCGGAGGACCAGUGUCGUCAGCAGACGACGGAAACCAAACGGACGCAUCGUCGCUGCGGCACAUGAGUGAAAGCUUUAGAUACGCAGCACUUCUGUAUACGGAGCGGCUAGCGGAACCCACUCCGCCAUCCAGCGCAUUCAACUUCCAGGCGCUCGUAGCACAAGGUCUUCACCACAUCUCGCAGAUUGGCGUGGCGAGCUGCAUGAACAAGUUCCUCCUCUGGCCACUGUUCAUCAUCGGCACCGAGUGCGUGGACCCAGGACACCGCGCCACGGUGCGACAGAGAUGCAUUGAGAUUCAGCGCGAGAGCGGCUUCUUCAACAACCUGAGUGGCCUGGAAGUGUUGGAGAAGGUGUGGCAGGAUUACGAUGAGGGGGAGAGUAACGGCGGGGCCGGCCAUGGGCCAUUCGGUGCACAGCAGCAGGCGUUCCGUUGGCGUAGAGCCAUGGACCGUGUCGACGGGGAGUACAUUGUGAUAUGAAGGAAGGGGUCUACCUAGCACUGGGUGCAAUGUGAUAUUUCAGGCAAGGAGGGUCCUGAUUGGCCAACUGGGCGCUGCUGUGUUGGCGUUUCUGAGCACGAAUUACGAUAGGUUACGAAGAAGAUAUCCCACGCGCACAUCUAUGGUUCUGGGAACCAACGUACAUAAUCCUCGCGAAAAAAUGCUAUUGGAUGCAGGUACUGGUACAAACCCUCCUCGAGUACAUAUGUUUGUGGGGUCGGGUAUUGUUUCGGAACAUGGGCAGUGCUGUCAUUUGUCUAUCGAAAAUGACAAUAAUGAUAAGGCAGAAUUAUGGCGUCG